Messenger RNA from Dujonia railenensis, 306 nucleotides. The record is from the annotation of a GenBank genome assembly. Lineage: Eukaryota; Fungi; Ascomycota; Pichiomycetes; Serinales; Debaryomycetaceae.
AUGUCAUUUAUUAUUAGAAGACAAUUGUCAACUUUGAUUCCACCAAAGAUUGCUUCCGCAAAGAACAUUGGAUCCAAUCCAAAUGCCAAGAGAAUGGCUGAAGUUGUUUCUUUCUACAAGAAGUUACCAACCGGACCAGCACCUGCUGCCAAGUCUCCUUUGACUCCAUGGGGUAAGUAUAAGGCUGCUUACUUUGAUGGUGACAAUGCAUCAGGUAAACCAUUACUCCACUUAAUUAUUGCUGUAGUUGUUUUAGGUUACACUUGGGAAUACCAAUCUCACUUAAAGCAUCACAAGGAGCAUUAA